Physcomitrium patens is the source of this 1776-nucleotide messenger RNA. RefSeq lists its product as uncharacterized. Lineage: Eukaryota; Viridiplantae; Streptophyta; Bryopsida; Funariales; Funariaceae. The record is from RefSeq and is a predicted model, not a curated record.
UUCCAUUGUCUUUCUCAUUCCUUCCUGCCCGCUCGUUCCUUCUCUCGCUCCUUCCAUUGUUGUUGCUUGUGCGCCUUCUCUCGCUUGCAAUCUGCUCCAUUCCCCCGCGAAUGAUCUCCAUCCUCGGGGUGGGGUGCGCACUGCGGAGUCGCUACCCAGCAGGGUUUCCAUUGCAAUGAAAAUUCGGCGCAAGUCGGAGAAAGGGGCAGAGAGUGACGGGGUGCCGCCGUUGCACACUCUCAUCACCUGCACGUACCAGAAGCUGUUUAAGAAGGAUGGCGACCAUGGAGGUGGUGAUAAUGGAGCCGUGGUGGGAGGGACUCAUGGAACUGUUGACGGAGGGAAGGCUUCCACGGUGCAGCGCCACAAAAAGCACCGUCAUGAUUCGGUGUCAUGGGCUAAUGGGAGGCGGGAGCUGGAGGUGAAGGAGGUGGACAAUUUGGACGUGGGUAGGCAUGGAGAUGGUGAUGUGCAUGAUUUUGCCCAGGAUCUGCACGAAGCUCACAACAACCCUCUCUUCUCAAAGAGGCGCAAGGUCAAGAGCACCCGAUACACGGAAUUCUCAGAGGAGAUGAUAAAUAUGAGCACACCCCACAAUACUAAGGCUGACAAAAGAUCGCGGAAUACCGAAAAGUACAUUGAAGAAGACAACGCUGAUUAUGUCAGCACCGUCGCGAACUCGAAAGAGGCAUUGAUAGCGUCAAUUUUUUUUGUCUUUGACACUCUAGGGAAGAAUGGACUCACGGCAAGUGAGGUGGUGGCCAUAAUGUUGGAACAAAACCUCCCCGGUCUCAAAGAGGGUGGGGCCAGGCACACUGUUCAAGUAGCGAAUGUGCUUCGAAGGUCACGUCACUUCAUUUCGAUCGGUAAUAAGCAAUACCUUCCGUGCUCAGUUGCAGAAGUUCCGAAGCAGGAGGCCAAGAAGCAAGGGCAUAGCCGAAACGGGCAAUCCAGUAAGAGCAAGCAAGGACGCGCGGACUGCAAACUUUACGAUGGCAGCGGGUGGCACUGUCCUCGACAAGCGCAGCAUGCAUUCUCUCUGUGCCUCCAUCACCUGGACAUGAUCAACAGACCUUUUGGCAAGAUGUCUGUCACUCCGUCGAUCAAAGGCUCACCUGUGCAUGUUCGCGAAGUCUCAAAUAGCCAACGUGUUGAGAGUGAGGAAUCUGAAUCCGAUCCAGGAGAAAAUGAAGACAUCGGCCCGGCUGCUAUAGCCAGAUGGGGAAAAGAUCGCACCCCAGGUUCGAUGCCAAAUCAGAAGCGGAAGAUGCUUUCUCUCAUGUCUAUAAAGUAGAUGAGUAAGUGCCUCAUUUUCUCGAUCACUGAGCCUACAUCAUUCAGAGUUGUGACUAGCAUAGGUGCUGUGUAGCUUUUUAAGUCUAGAGCUCACAAAACAUGAGCAUUGUAUAGGGCUGAACUCUAGGUGGUGCCAGAGACCGAUUUGAAUACGAGUUGAUCCAGUACAGUGUGCAAUUUGGAGUGGUCAAGGUAUCGGAAGAGUGCAUCUCUGAUCGUGUUUCAGAAAUGUCGAUGAAGACCUUGUCAACAACCCCUUUUCAGUGCUACUUCUUAACUUCUCAUGACCAGACGGCUGUGAGUUCUAUGAGAUUCUUGGUCUUCAUUGUUAGUCCUGAUCCUGAUCCCAAGGAGACAUGAACCCACUCAUUUGAGAAGAGGGAUUGGAUCGCGGCGCUGUGGCCUAUAUUUGCUUGUACUGGCGGUGGCUUAAGGUAACCUUGCUCUUCUAAGCAACAACCAAAUUCCGAACUAUUCUAA